CUCCAAACAAGGGCUUAUUAAACGUGGAGUAAAUUGUGGACAAGUUACAUGUUUCUGAAAAAGAAAGUAUACAUGUAUUCAGCAAUACAAUGUAUCAACGGCCAUCUGAAAUCCGAUUUAGUCACGACUCUAUUGGGCGUACCUUUGGCCGUUACACUCCUCAUCCAUACAAACCGAUUGGUGAAACACUGGAUGAUAUUCUCACUGGAAAAAUCAACGUUAACUCCAUUCCCACUAUUUCUGUGUACAAAAAAGAUGGACAGUGGUUCACCGCUAACAACAGAAGAUUAUGGGUGCUUCAAGAAGUAGAGAAACGAGGAAAGUGUUGUGAAAUCUAUGUUAGUGAGACAACGUUUGUUAAUUUGAGAAUCUUUACUACCACAAACAAUGGCGUUUCCGUUCUGGUCCGAGGAAAUCCGGGUGGUUAUUUUUGGCAAACCAUGCCAAUUAAGACGAUGCAGUCAAAUGAACCCCUUGCGUCUGUGCCACCAACAAAACUCACCGAUCUACCAAGUUCUUUUCAUUGCCAAAGGUAUUCCGAGGAGAUAGAUAAUGAUGAGAUAUGUGCAAAGACCAGUGUACGCCUUGAUUCCAAAACCGUUAAUGUUGAUGAUAAUGUUGAUAAUAUUGAUGUUGAUGAUGAUUUUUCUUCCAGUUUGGAAGCCUCGCAACAGAAUGACAUAGUGUGGGCUUUUUGUCAUCAAUAUGGUACAGCUGAACCAAAAGAGAAUGAAAUUAUAGGCGAAACAACGAUAGAGAAAGUUAUAGAAAAAACAAAAAAGACAGAUAUUGAAUUGGCUGUUAUGAAUGGGCCUAACAUUUCUGGAAUUCACGAAAAUAAUACUCUGUUGAGACCGAACGCAGGGGCAUCUAGACAAUUGGAGAAUAGAAACAUUGCAAUGACUAUACUUACCAUAAUCUAUGGUCGCCCUUACGAAUUACCUAUUGCUAGAUCAUUUCAUUACUGGGCUUGCUUUGGAUUUAUCUUGAUUAUUUUUUUCAUUGUUUUGUGGACAUUAAUUAUAUGCCAAACGGCAACUUAAAAGAAAUAUGUAGUCAACAAAAGAAAAAAAUCAUCGUACUAGCAUGCUUUUUUGUAAGUUUGUUGCACAGAGCUGUGAAAUAUCUUGAUGUGUUGUUAUACAUUCAUAACAUAUUACAUUACAGAGAAUAAAAAACAAAUAUAAACGCAAAGAUAUAUUAUAGUCUGUCCCAAGAUAUUUAUGCAGCACAUUUGGACGAUUUUUAAUAAAAAUACACAUACCUGUGAAAGAGGUGCAUUUAAAAUAGUUGAAAGGGAUAAUUUCCAAGAUAAUUCCAUUGACACAUUGUCAUCUAUCACUCGGAAAAUUCACAGGAACAAAAACAGAUUCCUUACGGAGAUAUAUAAUGGGGAAUGUUUACAUCUUUUCUCCAUUCGGAAUACAUCGUGCAAUUUUUCAACGUUAUCAUCCGGUCUUGCUGCAAUACAAAAUCCCCGUAGACACCAUAUUUUUUAGCAUUGUAUUGAAACCUGAUAAGCUAACAAGGGCGUUUCGACUGAGAAGUCUUGGACAAUUUUCAUACUUUUGAAUGAACAUCGUUUGGACCCUAGGGUAUUUCUAAAUAUCAAGCAAUUAAGCAGAAUCUAUAUUCAGGAUAUCUCGGGACAGACUAUAGCACAAUGUAAAAUUUACUACUACAUGUAUGUCAGACCUGGGGUAAUGGUAAUUUGUA
Messenger RNA from Magallana angulata, 1716 nucleotides. RefSeq lists its product as uncharacterized. Lineage: Eukaryota; Metazoa; Mollusca; Bivalvia; Ostreida; Ostreidae. The record is from RefSeq and is a predicted model, not a curated record. The transcript has a single exon. The coding region runs from base 90 to 1043 and encodes 317 amino acids.